Molecule: messenger RNA, 722 nt
Organism: Spirometra erinaceieuropaei
Lineage: Eukaryota; Metazoa; Platyhelminthes; Cestoda; Diphyllobothriidea; Diphyllobothriidae
Source: the annotation of a GenBank genome assembly
AUGAGGACCAAGAACUGCCCUACAGGCAGCAUGUUCUCUGUCGACGUGGGCGCCGAAGUCACCAAAGACAAUCAACUUGUCCCCCUUCGGUACAGUUGCCAGGAGGUCCUGCAGGUCCUUGUAGAAUUUGCUCCUUGCGGCGUCAAGUUUGGUUAACGGCGGAACGUAGACACGGGCGAUGGUGGCGAAUUUGACUCCCUGCAGAUGCAGUCGGUGGCUCAUCAGGCGGUCAUGGAUGUCAUGUGGCAGACAGGACAGUCGUCCCAAGAUGUCGUUCCGGAUGGCAAAGGCGACGCCCGCGUCCCGUCGUUCUGCUUUGGGACGAUCGCUUCAGAAGAAGGUGUAGCCGACACUCAUCUCCUUCGGUUGGCCUUGUUCGGAAAAGCGAGUCCUGCUGAGUGAAGCGAUGUCCAUCUUAUAACGCGCCAAUUCCCAGGCCCUUGGCGCCUUCCUUCGUUCUGAUCGGUUGCUCCUGUGAUUGUCUAGAAGCAAGCGAACAUUCCAGGAUACCAGAGUCUGGCGAUUAGGGCGGUGGGGAGGAGGAGAAGAAGAAGAAGAAGAAGAAGAAGAAGAAGAAGAAGAAGAAGAAGAAGAAGAAGAAGAAGAAGAAGAAGAAGAAGAAGAAGAAGAAGAAGAAGAAGAAGAAGAAGAAGAAGAAGGAAAAGAGACAGUGUUGUUUCGAUUUUGAAUGUUUUACGUUUGCAACCACGGCCAGCCUGUAG